Messenger RNA from Dromaius novaehollandiae (emu), 1635 nucleotides. RefSeq names its product ERCC excision repair 1, endonuclease non-catalytic subunit (gene ERCC1). Gene Ontology annotation, cellular component: ERCC4-ERCC1 complex; nucleotide-excision repair factor 1 complex; nucleus. The record is from RefSeq and is a predicted model, not a curated record. NCBI's taxonomy places the organism in Eukaryota, Metazoa, Chordata, Aves, Casuariiformes, Dromaiidae. Bases 544 to 1569 code for a protein of 341 amino acids. Gene Ontology annotation, biological process: mitotic recombination; UV-damage excision repair. Gene Ontology annotation, molecular function: single-stranded DNA binding; damaged DNA binding. The transcript has 11 exons.
CCAUUGUGCAGGUGUUCAGGACGCGGCCGAGCAGUCGCCUCGCCCGCGUCGUCUCCGUUUCCAUGAAGAGAGCUGAUUUAGCCGAAACCGGCCCCUUUCUCCUCAUCGCACUCCAGACUGGAUUGAAUAAAUUCACGACCGGGACCGCGUGGUUGGCACGCCGGGAGGCGUGGCCGCCAAGGCGGAAGCCCCGCCCACCGCCAUAGAGGCGGGAGGACCGGAGCGGACAGAUCGUCUCGGAGCGCGACCGCUCUAGCCGCCGCCACAGAGUCCCGUCAGCCGCAGGCCUCGCACAGCGCCUUCCCGGAGCGGCCCGGGCCCGAGGGCGAGCGGGGACCCCAGCGGCCCCGCGGCGGCAGCGAGGGGGACGGGCGGGACCCCAGCGGCCCCGCGGCGGCGGCGGCGGCGGCGGCGAGAGGGGCAGGGGGAACCCCAGCGGUAGUGGUGCUGCCGCCGCGGCGGAGGCGCCCUCCGAGCGGGCGGACGGCCCCGACCUUUCACCCCAGCCGUGACCUUCGACCCCGGCGCCGCCCACCCGCGACCAUGGAGGAAGGCGCCGCGUCCACGGAGGAGAAGAGGAGGCGAUUCACCGUGCGGCCGGAGGCCCCCGACGCCCCGCCGGUGCCAUCGCUCUUCAGACCCUCCGCGGCCUCCGGACCCCCGGGGGGGGCACCGGCACCCGCCCUGCCGGGACCCCCCUCCUACGCCGAGUACGUCAUGAGGCAGGCGGCCGCCGGCGAGGCCGGGGCACCCGCCGGUGAGGCCAAGGCACCCGCCGGUGAGGCCAGGGCACCCACGGGUGAGGCCAGGGCACCCACGGGUGAGGCCAAGGCACCCACCGGCGAGGCCGGGGCACCCACGGGUGAGGCCAAGGCGCCCACGGGGCCCCCACCGGGCGCUGGCAGCGGUGGCAAUGGCGCUGGGGACGUGGCCCCCCUGCCCCCGCUCAAACCGGGCGCCAAGAGCAGCAGCAUCAUCGUCAGCCCGCGGCAGCGGGGGAACCCGCUGCUCAGGUUCGUGCGCAACGUGCCCUGGGAGUUCGGCGACGUCGUCCCCGACUACGUGCUGGGCCAGAGCACCUGCGCCCUCUUCUUGAGCCUGCGCUACCACAACCUCAACCCCGACUACAUCCACGAGCGUCUGCGUCGCCUGGGCAGGAGCUACGCGCUGCAGCUGCUGCUGCUGCAGGUGGACGUGAAGGACCCGCACCAGGCGCUGAAGGAGCUGGCCAAGAUGUGUCUCCUGGCCGACUGCACCCUCAUCUUGGCCUGGAGCGCCGAGGAGGCCGGGCGGUACCUGGAGACCUACAAGGCCUACGAGCAGAAGCCGGCCGACCUGCUCAAGGAGAGGGUGGAGCAGGGCUUCCUCUCCCGGAUGACGGACUGCCUGACCAGCGUCAAGUCGGUGAACAAGACGGACACGGCCAGCCUGCUCGCUGCCUUCGGGUCGCUGGCCGCCAUCGCGGGCGCCUCCCGGGAGGAUCUGUCCCUCUGCCCCGGCAUCGGGCCCCAGAAGGCCAAGCGGCUCUUCGACGUCCUGCACGAGCCCUUCCUGAAGGCCCCCAAGUGAGCGGGACCCCGCGGCGGAAACGCUUUUAUUUGGGAAAUAAACGGCGCCGAGCGGCACCAAACGGCA